UUUUGUUUUUUAAUUGUUUACAAACUUUUUUCCACUAGUGUCAAGGACAGUGUGACAGCAGCCAAUCAAAUCAUGCCAAAUGCACACACCCUCCGAACAUCGAUAAACAACUCCGAUUCGGCUUGCGGAAGCGAUUUUACCUCAGAUUGUGACAUACAACCAUGCCAUCCUUUCCACAGUACCUAACUGCUGAGCAGGAGAUUGAACUCCACAGAAUUGCUAAGGCCAUUGUGGCUCCAGGAAAAGGGAUUCUGGCAGCUGAUGAGUCUACUGGAACGAUGGGUAAGAGAUUUGCUCCUAUUGGAGUAGAGAACUCUGAGGAGAACAGACGGCGAUACAGAGAGCUGCUGUUCUCAGCUGACAAGUCUGUCGCAGAAAACAUCAGCGGUGUUAUUCUGUUCCACGAGACAUUCUACCAAAGUACGAAGGAGGGCAUUCCAUUUGUCAAAGUUUUGAAGGAUAAAGGAAUCAUUCCUGGAAUCAAGGUUGACAAAGGAGUUGUCCCCCUUGCAGGCACAGAUGGAGAAAGUACCACACAAGGUCUAGAUGGUAUGUCUGAGCGGUGUGCACAAUAUAAGAAGGAUGGAGCAGAUUUUGCCAAGUGGAGAUGUGUUCUCAAGAUUGGCUCCCACACGCCAUCUUAUCAGGCAAUGCUGGAGAAUGCUAAUGUCCUGGCCCGGUAUGCUAGUAUCUGUCAACAGAACGGUCUGGUUCCAAUAGUUGAACCCGAGGUGUUGUGUGAUGGAGACCAUGAUUUAGAAACAGCACAGAAAGUUACAGAACAGGUUCUAGCAUUUACUUACAAAGCUCUGGCAGAUCACCACGUUUUCCUGGAGGGAACUUUACUGAAGCCCAAUAUGGUCACUGCGGGUCAGUCUUGUACCAAGAAAUACACAGCAGAGCAGAAUGGUAAAGCCACGGUGCUGGCUCUAAGUCGGGGGGUACCUGCAGCUGUCCCAGGUAUCACCUUCCUGUCGGGUGGGCAAUCUGAGGAAGAUUCUACCCUCAAUCUGAAUGCCAUAAAUCUCUGCCCAGGUCCCAAGCCUUGGGCACUGUCUUUCUCCUUUGGGCGAGCUCUACAGGCCUCAGUGCUGAAGGCCUGGCAAGGCAAGGAUGAAAAUUUGAAAGCAGCUCAAGAGCAGCUCCUUACCCGGGCUAAGGCAAAUGGUCUGGCUGCGGUGGGUAAAUACCAGGGUGGAGGAGCUGGCAAAGCUUCAGGGGAGUCCCUGUUUGUGGCGGAUCACCGUUAUUAGAAACUACAGCAACAGAAUAGACAUUUUUAUUCAUAGCAUUGGGCAAUACUAGAUUUAAUGCUUUAAACCUCUAUAUACAUGUACGCUUGUUCUGCAACUUCACAUCUGAACAUUACGUCUCGGCAAUAAUUACAAUUGUACUCAUUACAUUCUAGUAGUACAACAUGCAUUUACACAUGGAACUCAUUCAUUUUAAUUUCAUGUAACGAAUGAGUGAUGUGUUGAUGUACGAAGGUGUAAUAAUAGUUUGAUUUCCAACUGAUCUCAGGUCACCACACUGCAUAUUGAAGUUUGCAGUGCAUUGCCAUGCAUACAGUCAUUUAUAAACACACCAUACUGCAGACUUCCUGUUUGAAUGUGAUUGUCAGUGGUACUAAGUAUCACUGCUACUUCCAUUGUCUUAUUUUUAUGAUUGUGGACCAUGUGUUUAGAUGUAACAUUACUAUGUGGGAUGAAUAUUAAAAUCUAUGACAUACUGAAGUGUGUGCUGCUGUGUAUAGAUUAUCUAAUUUGUAGUUUUAGAUAAAGAUUACAAUUGUA
Molecule: messenger RNA, 1793 nt
Organism: Ostrea edulis (European flat oyster)
Lineage: Eukaryota; Metazoa; Mollusca; Bivalvia; Ostreida; Ostreidae
Product: fructose-bisphosphate aldolase-like
Exons: 8
Coding region: 162-1253 (363 amino acids)
Biological process (GO): fructose 1,6-bisphosphate metabolic process; glycolytic process
Cellular component (GO): cytosol
Molecular function (GO): fructose-bisphosphate aldolase activity
Source: RefSeq, a predicted model, not a curated record